Molecule: messenger RNA, 2760 nt
Organism: Cydia strobilella
Lineage: Eukaryota; Metazoa; Arthropoda; Insecta; Lepidoptera; Tortricidae
Gene: Tret1
Product: facilitated trehalose transporter Tret1-like
Exons: 4
Coding region: 472-2385 (637 amino acids)
Biological process (GO): carbohydrate transport; transmembrane transport
Cellular component (GO): membrane
Molecular function (GO): sugar transmembrane transporter activity
Source: RefSeq, a predicted model, not a curated record
UGCAAGUUUCAAUAGAUAACUUGAGCUCUGUACGAAAAGGUACGCGCUACCAACAUUUUCGCUUGUUGAACUUUAUAGUUGAAUGUUGUGCACCCUUGCAGGAACGUGGCGCCGGAUCUAAACUUUUCAAUAAAAACGUGAUAGUUCCGUGGACUUUUGUAAAUAAAAAAUACCUAUAACGACGUCUGUGAUAAAACUGUGUUGAAACAGCUUUAAAUUUGGGCUAUUAAACUGUAAUAGGGACCAAGUUUCUUCACACUCCAUGAUGUGUGUGGUUUACCCGUGAUUUUUGCGAUCCUGGAUCUGAAGAAAGAACUGAAGAAGAAGAUAAGAUAUAGGAAAAUUCGAAGUGUAUAUUUUUAUAGACAUUAUCAUUUCGACGUCCCCUGACACCGUGUUCAGUGCCUUUAAGAACUUUUAAUCAGACUGUUCCAAGUGCUUUGAACGUGAAGAAGACAGGAAGAAAUCAAGAUGAGUUUUAAUAAGAAUAAUCCGAACCCCAUGGGGAAGAUCAUGGGCUACCUCAAACAGCUGUCUACUGAAAUGGGUGGAAGCGAACAGGCCCGUCGCGGGCAAAGUGACGAGGAGCGAUUGUACAGGCAACGGGGACCCAAAUACGCCAGGGUUCCUUCUAGAGCGACCCUCUCCGCCUCGACCACAUGCACCUCCCUAGCCACUUCGUGCGGAUCACAAGGGACACUCGCACCUAACUACGCGGCCAUCCCUGAGCAGGUUUCUACAGAAAGCAGCAGCGAAGACGAACAGGACUCCUUCAACAAGACCCGCAGGCACUUCCAGCAGCUGCGCCAGAUCAGCCUCGGCAACGAGUUCAAAUACAAGAUGGAGAUGGAAAUAAAGAGUGAAGGAAGGAAGGAUGAGAACCUCCGCAAUUCGGUGCCGUUUGUGAAACAGCUGAGCCUUGACAGUAAUAAGGCGAAACCUGAAUUCAGCAUCAAUGGAGACACCCCUCCGUAUGCGCCGACCACUCAGCGCAUAUAUCUGUGGACUCAGCUGGUUGCUGCGUUUGCUGUGUCAAUGGGCUCUCUGAUUGUCGGUUUUUCAUCAGGCUACACUUCACCCGCUUUUGACUCCAUGAAUAAGACAUUGUCAAUUGACGAGACCCAGAAAAGCUGGAUAGGUGGUCUCAUGCCCUUAGCUGCUCUGGUUGGCGGCAUCGCCGGUGGUCCUAUGAUCGAAAUGCUAGGCAGAAGAUUAACCAUAAUGGCAACUGCCAUUCCCUUCUUCCUUGGCUGGAUGCUCAUCGCGAACGCAAUUAACGUGCCUAUGGUGUUCGCCGGCCGGGUACUAUGUGGCGUGUGCGUUGGAGUCUCCUCCCUUGCCUUUCCCGUCUACCUAGGAGAAACCAUACAACCGGAAGUGAGAGGUGCCCUCGGAUUACUCCCGACUGCCUUCGGUAACACGGGAAUUCUCCUCGCGUACCUCGCUGGAGCGUACCUGACUUGGGACAUGCUGGCAUUCCUCGGAGCUGCGCUUCCAGUACCAUUCUUUUUACUAAUGAUUUUGAUACCGGAAACACCUCGCUGGUACGUUAUCAAAGGACGACCAGAGGAUGCUCACAAAGCCCUUCAGUGGUUAAGAGGAAAGAAUAUUAACAUUGACAAGGAAAUGAGAGACCUGACCCGGACGCAAGUGGAAUCAGACCGGGCCGGCGGCAGCGGCUUGAGCUUGCUAUUCACCAAGAAAUAUUUGCCUGCAGUUUGCAUCUCGUUAGGAUUGAUGCUGUUCCAACAAUUCAGUGGAAUAAACGCCGUGGUGUUCUAUGCCUCAGAUAUCUUCAAGAAAUCCGGCAGUACCAUAGACAAAAACUUGGCGUCUAUUAUAAUUGGCAUUGUAAAUUUCAUAUCCACUUUCAUAGCCACAGCUAUUAUUGAUAGACUGGGCAGGAAAAUACUACUGUAUAUCUCAUCAGUGUCUAUGAUUAUCACGUUGGUGGCCUUGGGAGGUUAUUUCUACGUGUUGGAAUCCGGAGCCGACGUGUCCUCGAUUGGAUGGCUGCCUCUCACGAGUCUCGUUAUAUACGUGCUCGGAUUUUCAGUAGGUUUCGGACCCAUUCCAUGGCUUAUGCUAGGCGAGAUCUUGCCAUCAAAGAUCCGAGGAAUGGCUGCUUCUACAGCGACAUCAUUCAACUGGACCUGCACAUUUAUUGUCACCACGUCAUUUAAAAGUAUUGACGCAGCCAUCAACAUGUCUGGCACGGUGUGGUUAUUCGCCGUCAUUUGUAUCGCUGGCUUAUUCUUUGUAAUAUUCUUCGUACCCGAAACACAAGGCAAGAGCUUAGAGGAGAUUGAGAAGAAAUUGACAGGUGGUUCGCGCAUAAAAAUACGUAGCGCUAAUGCCACCAGACACAUUAAGAAUGAUUGUUAACAAGAGAUUACUUUGUGUGGUUGAUAUGUGAAUACUUUCCAUAGUGCGUGAGGCACGAAGGCUGUGUGGCAAGUCCACGAGAGUUGCAAUAGGAUGCACCGCGCUACCUACGUUCGGUGUAUUUAUUGAAGAGACUGAUUUGGAUUGUAGCCAUUUAAAUCUCAUUUACUUAAUUUAAGUAAAUUGAUGUGUAAAUUGUCCAUAAAAGUUCCUUUAGGGUAAGGAUUGUAUUAUGAUCUGUGAACUUUAAGACCAUAUAUUGAUCAUGACAAAACAUAUUUUUUUAGAUACCAAAUGUUUAUUUGUAAGUAAAUCUUUAAAUUAAUUAGAGUCGGGCCAAGCUCACUCUGCAUGGCAUUUGCAAUGACAAAGUGU